AUGGCGAGCUCCCAGCCGCCGCCGCCCCUUCUAUUGCUGGCUCUACUGCUGGCCCUACUGCCGCUGCUGCUAAAAGCUUCUGAUGCGAGUCCCCCUGUUCUCAUGGACAGCUCCACAGCCUCAGAGAUGGACAACUCGACUUCCAAACCUCUGACUUCUCCCUUCAGCUACAGCUCCCCUUCUGUCUGGGCCAGCCAAGAGAGCCCAGAGACAGGCUCCACAUUCCAUCCCAACAGCCCUAGUUCAGAGGCCACAACCUACCACAGCCCCUCAAAUUCAGAGACAACCUCCACCACCCAGCCCACCUCCUCACAACCAGAGCCAGACACCCACCCCAGCUCUGGCUCCCCCAGGUCGGAGCACACCGUCACCUCCCCCUCCAGCGCCCUGAGUUCUGUCUCCUUGGCCACCCUGCCUUGGAGUCCCACUCACCCCAAGCCCAGCACGCUGCCUCCCUCUGUGUCCUUGGCCACCACUGACUGGACAUUCGAGACAUCUGGUUAUGCUCCAGGUGACUCUGAGGCUCCCAGGUUGCACAGGAACCCUGGUGUGGUGGUGGCUGUGUGUCUGCUAGUGUCUGCUUUGCUCAUCGGAGGUGUGAUCAUGGCAGUGAGGCGCUAUCACAACGGGGUUUCUGAGUUCCAGAAGCUGGAUGAGGGGCUUGUGAGUCAAAGGUCAUCUUCUGCCCAUCACAGACUGCCGUGA
Molecule: messenger RNA, 705 nt
Organism: Budorcas taxicolor (takin)
Lineage: Eukaryota; Metazoa; Chordata; Mammalia; Artiodactyla; Bovidae
Gene: CIST1
Product: putative protein TPRXL
Exons: 4
Coding region: 1-705 (234 amino acids)
Source: RefSeq, a predicted model, not a curated record